AUGGCAUUAACAGCAUUACCACUAAAUUGUUGGCUAAAAGAGCGGUUGAAAAAAUGGGUGCAAUUGUCAGGACAUGAAGGCACAAUUGUUCCUGCUAGUGAUAAAACAUUGUGGAAAAGGCGAUCCUGUGGUAAUUACAAUGAAGCAAAUGCAUAUCGAGCAUUAAUGAAUGAUUCUGCUUUGCAAGCAUUUGUACCAAGAUAUUAUCGCGAAGUUGAAUAUAAUAAUGAAUCGUUUAUUGAAAUUGAAGAUCUCACGGCAGUAUUCGAUAAUCCUAUGAUAAUGGACAUCAAAAUGGGAAUUAGAACAUUUCUGGAAUCUGAAGUUACGAAUGAAAUGAUGCGGAAUGACUUAUACAAAAAAAUGGUGUCAAUAAAUCCUCAUGAACCAACAGAAGAAGAACGUGCACUGAAAGCAAUCACAAAAAUGCGUUAUAUGCAGUUUCGAGAAAAAGAAAGCUCUACUACUGCCUUGGGCUAUAGAAUUGAAGCUGCUAAAAUGCCAGGUGGAAGCUUGCAAAAAAGUUUCAAGCAAGUAAAAACUCGUGAAGAUACUGGACAGUUAUUAAGGGAAUUUUUCGGCAAACGAAGAUUCUCAGCUGGCUUUGACAUUUUGCAACGUUUGAAAAAAUUGAGAGAGGCUGUGCAAAAGUCGCUUUUCUUUCGAACUCAUGAGAUUAUCGGUAGCUCAUUAUUGCUGUUAUACGAUGCUACAGAUGCAAAUGUAUGGAUGAUUGAUUUUGCUAAAUCUGUUCCUGUAAAUAUGGAUACAGUCAACCAUCGACGACAGUGGGUCUAUGGUAAUCAUGAAGAUGGAUAUUUUUUUGGACUUGAUAAUCUUAUUGAAGUUAUGGAAGAAUUAGUUUUACGGUGACU
Molecule: messenger RNA, 875 nt
Organism: Thelazia callipaeda (thelaziosis nematode)
Lineage: Eukaryota; Metazoa; Nematoda; Chromadorea; Rhabditida; Thelaziidae
Source: the annotation of a GenBank genome assembly